CGAACAUGACUGCUGCUUCUCGUAUCUCGUUGCUGGGCAGUGCACGGGUAAACCGCAGAUCCCCUUUGCCACUCGCUGGAAUGUUGAUAUCAAGAUCCAGAGAACGGCGCCAGACGCCAUUGAUAUAAAGAUGCAUAACUCGAAGGACUGAGCCGUUCUCACUCUCCAGUCUUCACCAGCAAACAGUCAUCCGACAAUCCAUCAAUCUCCCUCAUCUCGAGCUCAAAACACCAUUUCCACGCCCUUCAACCACUGCGGCAUUAUAUCUACCUCACUCUUACACCUCAAACCUCACACUAAAUCAAAAUGCAGCUCACCACCGUUCUCCUCUCUGCCCUCGCCGCUGUGGCCUCGGCUGCCCCUACUGGCGGCUCGUGCCCGGCUCCGACUCGCAAGUUUGGCAUCAUGUCUCUUCGGUCCGCGUCUCCCAUCCACUUUGCCAAAGUCGGCGCCUCUCAGAACAAGCUCGCCUUGAACCUUCCCAACAACAAGCUUGACGCGCAAUGCGCCGACGGAAACGCCAGGCCCGACGCCAUCUUUGAAAUCAAGGAUGGUGAGCUGUACCUCUACGGCGAAGGGGACAAGGUGCAGCAGAUCCUCGUCGACCGCUCCGGCAUGGGCCAGGGCAACUUGCAGUACUUCAACAAGGGUGCGACCGCCCCGGGCGGCAACCUGGAGCUGAAGGGCUGGGCCGUCGACGCCAACGACAACCUCACCUUCAACAACAACGCCCUCCUGGCCUGCCCCAGCACCUCCGACAGCUCCUGGUACGUCUGGGUCAACGUCGGCAUCGAGAAGCCCGCCAACCAGGAGGGCUGCGUCGGCUUCACCGCCCGCACCGUCACCAACGCCAACCCGGUCAAGUGCACCUACAGCACUGUCGCUUGAGCAACUGGACGGGCGGUCUUGAGGCUUUUCGUUUGUUCGGCCGGGACAAAGUCAAGGGUGAGAUGGAAGGGGGUCGUUUGUACCUAGGAUGUUGAUUGACGGUUGCGGGUGAAAGAAGGAGGUUUGGGCAUUAAACAAGGCGCAUUGAUGA
Molecule: messenger RNA, 1039 nt
Organism: Parathielavia appendiculata
Lineage: Eukaryota; Fungi; Ascomycota; Sordariomycetes; Sordariales; Chaetomiaceae
Exons: 2
Coding region: 307-888 (193 amino acids)
Source: RefSeq, a predicted model, not a curated record